CUGCACGCUGAGCCGCCUGUGCUGGAGGUCUCCUCCCGCUCCACUUCUGACUCUGCAAUGGCCGCCGUGAAGACCCUCAACCCGAAGGCCGAGGUGGCCCGAGCGCAGGCGGCGCUGGCGGUCAACAUCAGCGCGGCGCGGGGGCUGCAGGACGUCCUGAGGACCAACUUGGGGCCUAAAGGCACCAUGAAGAUGCUUGUGUCUGGCGCUGGAGAUAUCAAGCUGACCAAAGAUGGCAACGUGCUGCUUCACGAAAUGCAAAUCCAGCAUCCAACAGCCUCCUUAAUAGCCAAAGUGGCAACAGCCCAGGAUGACAUAACUGGUGAUGGUACCACUUCUAAUGUCCUAAUCAUCGGGGAGCUGCUGAAACAGGCGGAUCUUUAUAUAUCUGAAGGCCUUCAUCCAAGAAUAAUAACAGAAGGGUUUGAAGCUGCAAAGGAAAGGGCCCUUCAAUUUCUGGAACAAGUCAAAGUAAGCAAACCAAUGGACAGAGAAACACUUAUAGAUGUGGCUAGAACUUCUCUACGUACUAAAGUACAUGCUGAACUUGCUGAUGUCUUAACAGAGGCUGUAGUAGACUCUGUUUUGGCCAUUAAAAAACAAGAUGAACCUAUUGACCUCUUCAUGGUUGAGAUUAUGGAAAUGAAACAUAAAUCUGAAACUGAUACAAGCUUAAUCAGAGGUCUUGUUUUGGACCAUGGAGCACGGCAUCCUGAUAUGAAAAAAAGAGUAGAAAAUGCAUACAUUCUCACCUGCAAUGUUUCGUUAGAAUAUGAAAAAACAGAAGUGAAUUCUGGCUUUUUUUACAAGAGUGCAGAAGAGAGAGAAAAAUUAGUAAAAGCUGAAAGAAAAUUCAUUGAAGAUAGAGUUAAAAAAAUAAUAGAAUUGAAAAAGAAAGUCUGUGGUGAUUCCAAUAAAGGAUUUGUCGUUAUUAAUCAAAAGGGAAUUGAUCCCUUUUCCUUAGAUGCUCUUGCUAAAGAAGGCAUAGUAGCUCUGCGCAGAGCUAAGAGGAGAAAUAUGGAAAGGCUGACUCUUGCUUGCGGUGGGAUAGCUCUAAAUUCUUUAGAUGACCUAAAUCCUGACUGUUUGGGGCAUGCGGGACUUGUCUAUGAAUAUACAUUAGGAGAAGAGAAAUUUACCUUUAUUGAAAAGUGUAAUAAUCCUCGUUCUGUGACAUUAUUGGUCAAAGGACCAAAUAAGCACACACUUACCCAAAUCAAAGAUGCAAUAAGAGAUGGCUUGAGAGCUGUUAAAAAUGCUAUUGAUGAUGGAUGUGUAGUUCCAGGUGGGGGUGCAGUGGAAGUGGCAAUUGCAGAAGCCCUGAUAAAAUAUAAGCCUAGUAUAAAAGGCAGGGCCCAGCUUGGAGUUCAGGCAUUUGCUGAUGCAUUACUCAUUAUUCCCAAGGUUCUUGCUCAGAACUCUGGUUUUGACCUUCAGGAAACACUAGUUAAAGUUCAAGCAGAACAUUCAGAAUCUGGUCAGCUUGUGGGUGUGGACUUGAGCACAGGUGAACCAAUGGUAGCAGCAGAAGUGGGUAUAUGGGAUAACUACUGUGUAAAGAAACAACUUCUUCAUUCUUGCACUGUGAUUGCCACAAACAUUCUCCUGGUUGAUGAAAUUAUGAGAGCUGGAAUGUCUUCUCUCAAAGGUUGAAUUGAAGCUUCAUCUUUAUAAUGAAGACUACAGAAUUCUAAGAAAACUAUGGAGUUAAAAUCCAAGCUUAAGUGAUUAUCAAAGGAAUUUUCCCAAGUGAAAAAAAGGAACGCUUGGCCCCUAUCAUUACUGAAGUUUUGAGAUUAUAAUUACAGUAUUUUUUAUUGCACUGCUAUAUUCAUAAAGCAAGCCCUUUUACUUAUUGACCCUGGAUGUUUUGUUCUACCUUCAAUGAUUAAAAUAUACAUGUCGGAUGAGCAUGUUACCUUGGUACUAAAUAUUCUAAAUUUUUGGUUUAUAUAAAUGACACUCAAGAUUAGGUUUUGAAAGAAUUCCUGUUUCUUGGUAUAAAUUCUAUAAAUAAAACUUCAGGCUCAAUUGAAA
Suncus etruscus (white-toothed pygmy shrew) is the source of this 2037-nucleotide messenger RNA. RefSeq names its product chaperonin containing TCP1 subunit 6A (gene CCT6A). The record is from RefSeq and is a predicted model, not a curated record. Gene Ontology annotation, molecular function: ATP-dependent protein folding chaperone; ATP binding; ATP hydrolysis activity. Gene Ontology annotation, biological process: protein folding. Gene Ontology annotation, cellular component: chaperonin-containing T-complex. The coding region runs from base 58 to 1653 and encodes 531 amino acids. NCBI's taxonomy places the organism in Eukaryota, Metazoa, Chordata, Mammalia, Eulipotyphla, Soricidae. The transcript has 14 exons.